AUGCAACGUGUGCUGGUGCACGCGGCUGCGACGGGAGAGCAUCACGCCACGAAAGUUCUUCCUUGUGGCUCCAAAGUGGCUGAUCUCCUUAAGGAGCUGGAGGGAGAUCACAGGCACAUGAACCUUCUCCUCAGUGGCGACCGAGUCUUGAUGGCCGAGGAGCCGUUGCCCUCGGGUGAAGAGAUUUCGCUGCAGCUGCUGCGGCAGGACUUGCUGGGGCGCUGGACGCGGAGGACUGGAACAAAGCCGACGAACCUUUGGGAUCUCCACGACUACAAGGAAGAGAUCUUGCUGUUGAGAAAGGACGGGCUAGGCCGUUUCUCAAUGGAACAUACCUGGACAACACACCCCUUGAACGCCAGCAAGGAUCGAGAGAUGGUGGGAUGCCUGCCCGAGACUCUCCGAGACGACCCUGAAAGUUUGGCAUUCUUGCAAAACGGCGCCGAGCCUGGAGCACCUUGGGAGGUUCAGGUUAUCGGGGACCCUCCCCAGCCCUCGCUCUGGAUCAACGGUGCGGGCUGGGUUGGUGGUAUGACGUCCAGGGGCAUGCUGAUCGAACGCGGCACCCGCUGCCCCAGGAGUUUCGUCGUGCCCUUGCAGGAGCUACAGAGGAGCUGGGAAUUUUCGGCGACCUGA
Messenger RNA from Symbiodinium natans, 636 nucleotides. Lineage: Eukaryota; Dinophyceae; Suessiales; Symbiodiniaceae. The record is from the annotation of a GenBank genome assembly.